This is a messenger RNA of Trematomus bernacchii (emerald rockcod), 2606 nucleotides long. It is a transcript of the gene ttll3, whose product is annotated as tubulin tyrosine ligase-like family, member 3. Lineage: Eukaryota; Metazoa; Chordata; Actinopteri; Perciformes; Nototheniidae. Gene Ontology annotation, molecular function: protein-glycine ligase activity, initiating. The coding region runs from base 138 to 2606 and encodes 822 amino acids. Gene Ontology annotation, cellular component: cilium. The record is from RefSeq and is a predicted model, not a curated record. The transcript is spliced from 13 exons. Gene Ontology annotation, biological process: cilium assembly; protein polyglycylation; cilium movement.
CGGUUGCUAUGGGAAGGGUCAGCGGGUAGGAAGCAGGACUGUGCGAAACUGUGGGCAGAGUGGUCGGGACAGUGGCGAUGUGACAGAACUGACCACUCUAUGUUGAUCUGCUGAAGAGAUUACUACCUAUCAGGAAAAUGCAACAAGUGCCAGUGUUACAGUCCACGGUGGCUCCAGUUGAAGGGAGGCUACAUCGUAAUGUGCCAAGCCUGCCAGCGAUCAAGCCUGACAGGCUGAAAACAGCCAAAACACUGGUAGAGAAGGCAGUGAAGCUGAGGAAGGUGUUUUCAGUGCAGGGGCCCUACCCAGUGAUCCGUGCUGCCCUAUGGGCCAGAGGGUGGGUUGAACGCCGUUUGCCUAUUCCUACCCAGAGAGCACCUCAUUGCCAUGGCAAUGAAGAGGAAGAUAGCGGCGAUGGUGAUGUCAGUGUUCAUGUUACUGAGAGAGUGGAUGAAGGCGAGAAAGACGAGACCCUCGAUGACAUGUACGGCCUCAUGUCUCGCAUGGUUCGAAAUGAAACAAUUUAUUUCCACUGGACAACACGCCGGGAUUACAUCGACUGUCGAUCCCUACGGAAUGACCAAAUGAUCAACCACUAUGCAAAUUCUGGGACAUUUACUACCAAGGUGGGGCUCUGUGUGAACCUGCGUAACCUUCAGUGGUUUGAUACAGCUGAUCCCGACACCUUCUUCCCAAGGUGCUACAGGCUUGGGGCAGAGGAUGAACAACACGCAUUCAUAGAGGAUUUCAGGAGAACAGCAUGCACCAGUCUGCUGCAGCAUGUAGUUGAGACAAGUAGAAGGACGAGAGACCAAGCAGAGGAGUUGGAUAAUGGGGAUCUUCAAGUUGUUGGUCCAGGAAUGGUUGACAUGGCUUUGCACGUGUGUCAAGAGUUUCUCAGUGUUUUGGAGCAUGGCGACAUUGAUUCAACUGCAGAAACACCACACUCAGCGAAGGAACAGCAGUGGGUUGAGUUUCUGCAAGAAUACUACAUGGUUGUGCAUGAAGGUGCAUCGAUCAGGGGUAGCGGUGUGUUUGUGGAGCGCUGCCAGGCCAUGUUAAUCAGACUGCAGGAAGUUUGCCCUCAGCUUGAUACUGAUGGACUAAACAACAUCUGGAUCAUCAAACCAGGUGCCAAGUCAAGAGGACGAGGUAUAAUGUGCAUGAAUCGCAUGGAAGAGAUUUUGGCACUCGUGGACAGUGACAGAGCCCUGAGUAAGGAGAGCAAGUGGGUUAUUCAGAAAUACCUGGAGCGUCCUCUGUUGGUCCAUGGCACCAAGUUUGACCUCCGCCAGUGGUUCCUGGUCACGGACUGGAACCCCCUGACUAUCUGGUUCUACAGAGAGUGCUACCUGCGGUUCUCCACUCAGCCCUACUCCACAAAGACUCUGGACAGCUCAGUCCACCUGUGCAACAACUCCAUCCAGAAGCACUUCCAGCCGUCCUGUGAGCGCCACCCAGGGGUUCCUGAGGAUAACAUGUGGUCCUGCUCUCAGUUCAAGGCUUUUCUGCAGUUGCAGGGCCUUGGGGCAGAGUGGGAGUCAAUUGUGGUCCCGGGCAUGAAGCAAGCGGUGGUCCGUGUCCUGCAGACAUCCCAGGACCUCGUAGAGCCCCGCAAAGCGAGCUUCGAGCUCUAUGGAGCCGACUUUAUGCUGGGCAGUGAUCUGAGGCCUUGGCUUCUGGAGAUCAACGCCAGUCCGACCAUGUCCUGCUCCACCGCUGUGACCGCCCGCCUCUGCCCUGCUGUGCAGCUGGACACACUGAGGGUGGUGCUCGACAGACGCACUGAUCCUAGUGCUUACACAGGAGGAUUUCAGCUAAUAUUCAAACAGGCUGCAGUAGAAGUUCCCCAGUAUGUAGGAGUAAACCUGGUGGUGGAAGGAGCCCCCAUAAGGCGAUCCAGAUCUCUACUUCAUAGACAAACUGUUAUUUCUAAGCCACCGCUCACCAUGCAGCUCCCUCCACACCAGUCUUCAGAAGAGGUUGAAACGACACAUAUACCGGUAUCAGGUCCGAGGUCCUGUGCAGUCUCUGCUUUCUGUCUUUCAGGCAAAGAGAACCGAGCUGCUGGAGAGAAAAAGAGGCAGCUGACAUCAACAUCUCCUAAAAGGGAAUGCGAAGGGAGGAAAGAUGUUCAGAAUACCUCCUGUGUUCGCACGUUGGGUCGCAGUCUGGCAAGUCAAAUGCCCCUGGUGGUACACACUGAACCUCAGAGGAAAGCGCGACGGUUGGGUUUGAGUAUUGGUGCCAACGGGGAAACUCUGGUCCCACGGAGCUUCUCCUUUUCCCCCCCUCACAACAUGUCAGAUUGCAAAUCCCGGGCCAACCAAGGCCAUGGAUCACACAUGACUAGAUCUUUUCUUCCACAGACAGCUUUUGAUCCUCAACACAGGACUCCUAUCCGGGUGUUUCCUUCCCUCCGCAGUCCCCUUCCUACCCUGGAGGUCUUAAGCAUGCGACCUAACAUAGUGGCUGGAAACACAGCCUAUCGUAAUCCAAACUUGUCCUCUCAUCUCAGCGUCCACAGUCUUCAGUUAUUCCUCUGCUCUCGAAGGCAAAGCAUGGCUACAUUUAAAGGGCAGUGCACAGGGGAACAUAAACAUUGA